Rosa rugosa (rugosa rose) is the source of this 1330-nucleotide messenger RNA. Its product is annotated as 36.4 kDa proline-rich protein-like. Bases 105 to 1061 code for a protein of 318 amino acids. The transcript has a single exon. NCBI's taxonomy places the organism in Eukaryota, Viridiplantae, Streptophyta, Magnoliopsida, Rosales, Rosaceae. The record is from RefSeq and is a predicted model, not a curated record.
GUCAUGCACAUUCAAUAUCUAAUUAAACUCUAUAAGAAGGCUUUGCAUGGUCUUGGGUUUUCAAAUAUCUAGCCUAGCCUUCUCUUCUGAGCUAGGUAUUGAACAUGGGGACGAACUAUGUUCUGGCUUUGCUCUUGGUUCUGAUUCUCAACUUGGGAAGUUUCCUCACUUCUCUUGCAAACGCUCCCUACUGUGCACCACCGACAUACCCUCCUAAGUUCCCCCCCAAACACCCUCCUCAUGUCAAACCACCAGUAAAACCACCACAUGUGAAGCCUCCCUACAUUCCCAAACCGCCCGUAAAACCGCCGCAUGUGAAGCCUCCCUACAUUCCCAAACCGCCCGUAAAACCACCGCAUGUGAAGCCUCCAUACAUUCCCAAACCACCAGUGAAGCCACCACACGUGAAGCCUCCCUACAUUCCCAAACCACCAGUGAAGCCGCCACACGUGAAGCCUCCCUACAUUCCCAAACCACCAGUGAAGCCACCACAUGUGAAACCUCCCUAUGUACCAACACCACAACCACCAUACUAUCCCAAACCACCAAUUGUCCACCCGCCCUUCAUCCCAAAACCACCAAUUGUGCACCCUCCCUUCAUCCCAAAACCACCAAUUGUCCACCCACCUUUCAUCCCUAAACCACCAAUUGUGAACCCACCAAUUACUCCCAAGCCCCCCGUGUACCCUAGCCCGCCACCGACACCUGUUGUGACCCCUAGCCCGCCGCCACCAGCAACAGAAACACCCUGUCCUCCUCCACCACCUUCAGUAGUACCAUACCCACCGCCGCCACCAAAAAACACGUGUCCCAUCGACGCUCUCAAGCUAGGGGCUUGUGUGGACGUGCUUGGUGGGCUGAUUCACAUUGGGAUAGGGGAAAGUGCUAAAGACACUUGCUGUCCUGUGCUUCAAGGACUGCUGGACUUGGACGCCGCCAUUUGCCUCUGCACCACCAUCAAGCUUAAGCUCCUUAACAUCAACAUUAUCAUACCUCUUGCUCUUCAGGUCCUCAUCGACUGUGGGAAGACACCACCCGAUGGAUUCAAGUGUCCUUCAUAAGCUCUCUGAGUCACUCUGACGUCGUUCGAGGUUUUCAAAUAUUGAUUAAUAAUAGGGUUUCAGUAAUAUUUGGCAGGUAAUAAUAGCAUGUGUGUAUGUGAUUAUGAAAGCUUUGGAAUUAAAACUACUUCAUGAGGUUAAUUAAUAUCUGUAUUUUGGUUUAUGUUUUCGUUUGGGUUUAUCUCAUUGUGUAUCAGAUCGAUAUACUGUGGCAAAACCGUAAAAGUGUUCAUGUUGAUUUGUUAUAAUCAGAAUAUGUUGUUCUAUUU